AGGUGGACAAGGGACGGGGAAUCAGCUGUGAAAACUCCUUUAUCUAGGUUUCUCCUCUGCCUGUUAAAGAAAGAAACGGCAUGUUUUACUUGACUUUGGUCUUUGGUCUCUGGCUCACGGUCGGCCACCGCUUCAUUUCAUCCGCACUCCGCCCCUUCAAUGGCUAUAGAAGGAUCAGUUUCUGGUUCUCAAACUGCGACGAACUAAGAAAACGUUUUUAUAGAUCUGAAAGAAUUGUGCUUCAUUUUAAUAUUGAUUUUGAUUUCCAAAACCCCAAAAUGGCUUCUUCAGAUGCAAUCCAAAGAUCCCCCACUUCCACCACCGGCUCCUCCUCCCCUCUCCACCGUCUCUCCACUUUCAGAAACUCUUCUUCUUCUCCUCCUCCACCGUCUUCCCUCCUUGACUCUUUUGCCAAAGACCCAAUUCUUUCCCCUUUCCUUUCCCCUUCUUUUUCUUCCACCUCCUUUUCCUCCGCCGCCCUUUCCUCUGGAUCCCCUGCUUCCACCGCCGAACACCUCCUCCAGGCCAUUCGCCAACUCGAUACCCAACUCCGUUCCCACGUCCUUUCCAACCAUCCUCUUCUCCUUACUCAGCUAUCUUCUCUUAACAACGCUGAACUUUCCCUCUCCACUCUCAGAUCCUCUGUUUCUUCUCUUCAGUCUUCUCUUCGUCGUGUCCGAUCUGAGCUUUCUGAGCCCCACAAUUCGAUUCUCUCCAAAACUGUCCAGCUUUCGAAUUUACAUACAACUUCUGAGCUUCUCUCCCACUCCAUCCGUGGCAUCCGUCUGUCCAAAAAGCUACGGGACCUUAUGGCUUCGCUGAAAACCGAGCCUGAUAAGUUGGAUCUUGCUAAGGCUGCUCAGUUACAUAAUGAUAUCUUGACUUUGUGUGAGGAAUAUGAACUUGUCGGUAUUGACAUGGUCGAUGAGGAACUUAAUGAGGUUAGAGAGAUAGGGAGUAGGUUAAGAAGUGAAGCUAUGAAAGUUUUGGAGAGGGGAAUGGAAGGGUUGAAUCAGGCUGAGGUGGGAACUGGGUUGCAAGUGUUUUACAAUCUUGGGGAGUUGAGAGGGACGGUGGAGCAGUUAGUGAAUAAGUAUAAGGGAAUGGGUGUGAAGAGUGUGAGCGUGGCCUUGGAUAUGAAAGCGAUUUCGGCUGGUGGUGGAGGUGGGGGAUUUGGUCCUGGAGGUAUUAGGGGCAGUGGAACCCCACAGAUUGGGGGAAGUCGGAAGGCAAGGGACGCGUUGUGGCAGAGGAUGGGCAGUUGUAUGGAUCAGCUGCAUUCUAUUAUGGUUGCAAUUUGGCACUUGCAGAGGGUUUUGUCGAAGAAGAGAGACCCUUUUACACAUAUAUUGCUGCUUGAUGAAGUCAUUAAGGAGGGUGAUCCCAUGCUAACAGAACGAGUUUGGGAAGCGCUUGUUAAGGCUUUUGCUACUCAAAUGAAGUCUGCUUUUGCAGCAUCAAGUUUUGUUAAAGAAAUAUUCACAAAUGGGUAUCCAAAGCUCUUCUCUAUGAUGGAAAACUUUCUUGAAAGAAUUUCGCAUGAUACUGAUGUCAAAGGGGUCUUACCGGCAAUCACUUUAGAGGGAAAAGAUGAAAUGGUUUCAGCUAUUGAAACAUUCCAGAUGGCUUUCUUAGCUAGCUGCUUGAGCCGCCUGUCAGAUCUUGUAAAUUCUGUUUUUCCAGUCUCCAGUCGUGGUAGUGUUCCCUCCAAAGAACAGAUCUCUAGAAUCCUUUCAUGCAUUCCGGAAGAGAUCGAAGCUGUUCAAUUAGAUGCUCGAUUGACUCUUCUUGUGCUGCGUGAAAUUAGCAAGGUUUUGCUUCUGAUUGCAGAACGAGCUGAAUAUCAGAUAUCGACUGGUCCUGAAGCUCGCUAAGUAUCUGGUCCUGCUACUCCAGCUCAGGCGAAGAAUUUUGCAUUAUGUCAGCAUCUACAAGAAAUUCAUACACGCAUAACUUCUAUGAUCAUGGGGCUUCCAACUAUUGCUGCAGAUGUAUUGUCACCUUCACUUGGUGCAAUAUAUGGUGUUGCUUGUGAUUCUGUAACAACCGUGUUCCAAGCAAUGAUUGAUCAUCUCGAGUCUUGCAUCUUACAAAUCCAUGAUCAGAACUUUUCUGUGCUUGGGAUGGAUGCUGCCAUGGACAACAAUGCUUCGCCUUAUAUGGAGGAGUUGCAGAAGUGCAUUCUUCACUUUCGUAGUGAGUUCCUAUCUAGGCUGUUGCCAUCUUCAGCUAAUGCUACAACUGCAGGAACAGAAACCAUAUGCACGAGGCUUGUUAGGAGCAUGGCUUCACGGGUUUUGAUACUCUUUAUCAGGCAUGCUUCUCUUGUUAGACCCCUUUCGGAAUCAGGCAAGCUGAGAAUGGCCAGAGACAUGGCUGAGCUGGAAUUAGCUGUGGGCCAAAAUUUAUUUCCCGUAGAACAACUUGGUGCACCAUAUCGUGCUCUUCGAGCAUUCCGACCACUGAUCUUCUUGGAAACAUCUCAACUAGGAGCAUCUCCUCUUCUCCAAGAUUUACCUCCGAGUGUCAUACUGCACCAUCUUUAUUCCCGAGGCCCUGAAGAAUUGCAAUCACCACUCCAGAGGAACAAGCUUACGCAUUUGCAAUAUUCAUUGUGGCUGGAUUCUCAAGGGGAAGAUCAGAUCUGGAAAGGAAUCAAGGCAACUCUGGAUGAUUAUGCUGCAAAGGUUAAGGCUAGAGGAGACAAGGAGUUCAGUCCUGUAUAUAUCCUUAUGCUUCGAUUAGGUUCAUCAUUGAGUGAAACUGCACCUGCAUCUCAAAAAUCAUGAUCAAUAGUCGACUAUUCUUUGUGUAAAUUAGUAAUAGAUAAAACCAAAUGGCACUUGCCAUGUUUUUUGCCUUUUAGCAAAAUGUUGCACAGGGAACAUUUCUGGAAAAGCUACACAAGUAUUUGCUAGAUCUACUCCAAGCGUUUAGGUUCUUGUCACCUUGAAAUAAUGGGGGAUCAAUGGCUAUAUUGAGCUUUUGACAGAUUUGGCCUCCAAUGGUAGUUGCAAACCCUCAACUUAACCCUUUAAGUUCUCUGACUUUUGCAUUCACAGGUUCUUUUUCUGGUUGUGUCCAUUAGUUUUUACCAUAUAAAAUCAAUUUUUACAUAUUAUUAUCAUACACUGUAUUUUUUGUCAUAAAUUUCUUGCUCCAUUAUUUGAUUUGAUUGCCCUACCAUAUAUUGUUGCGUGCUCUUAAAUCAUUUAUUUUGAUGAUAAAUUCACUUGUAGUGGUAUAGUUUUUUCCUACUACUUGUUAUUAAAAUGCAUGAAAUACAUAUUAAAGACAUGUGGCUACUUUCAAGAUAUCAUUAAAAAAAUUAAUCUUGAUUGUUUGUAACAUUUUCCUAACUAACUCUUACAAUUAUCAUUUAUGAUUGUUACAAGCACUAUAU
Messenger RNA from Durio zibethinus, 3403 nucleotides. Its product is annotated as conserved oligomeric Golgi complex subunit 5-like. The record is from RefSeq and is a predicted model, not a curated record. Lineage: Eukaryota; Viridiplantae; Streptophyta; Magnoliopsida; Malvales; Malvaceae. Gene Ontology annotation, cellular component: COG complex. Gene Ontology annotation, biological process: intra-Golgi vesicle-mediated transport.